AAUGACCUCAAAUAUUAACAUCUUAUUUGAUAAACCGAAGCUUACUUUAACAGCUUUGGAUACUGUAGAAUAAUACGAUUUUGACAUUAUUGUAGAUAAAGUAUCAGAGUAGCUCAAAUAUGUGUCUUAAAGAUUAAUUGAAGGUUAAUAAGAAUCAGAUCUUCCAUAUGAUAAAGAAAAUAUUAUUUUGCCUAGAUAACAAACAUAUAUUUAGAAAGUAAAGGAUAGUAAAUUUGCUAAAAAGAAGAAAAAGUAUAUUGUCCAUAAUUUAAAUUUUAUAGUCGAAUGGUUUGGGAUGAAAAUAAAAAGGAUUGGGCUUUGAGGAAAUUGAAAAAAAGAGAUUCAGUAAUACCACCUAUCAUAGAAGCUACAAAGCAAGAUGCUUAUGAAGUAAAAAACUAAAUUAAUAGUAGGACGUCUUUAGAAAAAAGGAAAUGGAACAUGAACUUAAGAAAUCAAAGAAAUAAUUAAGAUUAGUGCAAAGAGAUAAAAAGAAAUAGAAGAAAAUAUAAACCGUUAAGAAAUAACUCUGAUU
This is a messenger RNA of Paramecium pentaurelia, 535 nucleotides long. The record is from the annotation of a GenBank genome assembly. NCBI's taxonomy places the organism in Eukaryota, Ciliophora, Oligohymenophorea, Peniculida, Parameciidae.